GCAAAGCGCGUGGGCGUGCCAACCAUACCGGAAGCAGGAAAAGACAAGAAAGCUAAAGAAGACUACCAAUAGUUGUGGAGACAACGUGUUAAUGUUUGAUUAAAACAACUGACAGUUUUAUAUUAUGUGUUAAUAAGAGUCAUUCUCCUCGAUGCUUAUUCAGCUGGCGCCGAAACUUAAAAAGCGGAAUUUUAUCUUUUCCAGUGUGAAAAAAUGAGCUCGGUCAGAGAGGAAGGUAAAGACCGAAUCAUCUUUGUCACCAAAGAAGAUCAUGCAACACCCAGCAGUGCUGAGCUCGUAGAGGAAGAUCCCAAUGACCCAUAUGAGGAACAAGGACUGAUUCUUCCCAGUGGGGAGAUCAACUGGAAUUGCCCCUGCCUGGGUGGGAUGGCCAGUGGUCCCUGUGGGACUGAAUUUAAGGAUGCAUUCUCCUGCUUCCAGUAUAGCAAAGAGGAGGUGAAGGGCACUGACUGCCUGGAGCAGUUCAGGGUCAUGCAGGAGUGUAUGCAGCAUUACCCAGAGCUGUACCCGCAAGAAGAUGAGAAGGUGUUGACAGAACAAUCAUCAGAAACAGACCAGACCUCACAAGACUCGGCACUUGCAGAAAUAUCAGGUGCAAACAUGACAUCUACUACUGAUCAUGUCUCUGAUACUACAGAGCCCAACACAAAGAACUCAGUGGGACACUAAUGCUGCAUUUACACUUUAAGAACCUAACGAGCCAUAUACCCUGUACUUCCCUUAACCAUCACCAAGCAUAGCCUCCAGAGCGCUGAAAUUUAGCUCCCAGACCGUACCUCCAAAGUGGUCCAAGUGUAGCGGAAACAAACGCAGAACCCAUGAUGAGCGUUACUUGGCGCACCACCUUUCGGUGGGUUCCUAUAAUGGAAAAACCCCUUAAUAAAAACUGCUUGCUGUGACUGUCUAGAGGGGCAUGUCAUUGUCUCUGUUUGAUUGACAGCAGCUGGCAAACUGAGCGACAGCAUUUAAAUGCCAUAGCUUACUAUAAAGCAAAUGAUGUCUUGGUAGCAGUGGCACUGCUGACUAAGGACCACCCCAGCAAAUUGAAGUGAUAUUUGCAGUUAUGUUUACAUGCUGUUUAGUGUGCUUGCAGCUGACCAGCCUAUUAACCCAUCAGAUUUUUUAAAAGUUAGUUGGUCCCUUUUCCCCCAUAAAUGCUUGUUUGGUCUCUCAGUCAACAACCUAAGGUGCAGGACAAGAUGUGUUUUUUUGUUUGUAGGUUAGAUAAGGAAGAGGCUUCAGCCGGCAAGCU
This is a messenger RNA of Monopterus albus (swamp eel), 1273 nucleotides long. It is a transcript of the gene chchd4b, whose product is annotated as coiled-coil-helix-coiled-coil-helix domain containing 4b. The transcript is spliced from 3 exons. Lineage: Eukaryota; Metazoa; Chordata; Actinopteri; Synbranchiformes; Synbranchidae. Gene Ontology annotation, biological process: protein import into mitochondrial intermembrane space. Gene Ontology annotation, cellular component: mitochondrial intermembrane space. Gene Ontology annotation, molecular function: protein-disulfide reductase activity. The record is from RefSeq and is a predicted model, not a curated record. The coding region runs from base 214 to 690 and encodes 158 amino acids.